Molecule: messenger RNA, 1302 nt
Organism: Aureobasidium namibiae CBS 147.97
Lineage: Eukaryota; Fungi; Ascomycota; Dothideomycetes; Dothideales; Saccotheciaceae
Product: Creatinase/aminopeptidase
Exons: 3
Source: RefSeq, a predicted model, not a curated record
UCUCAGGUUGAUCGUGUGCAGCAAUGCUCCAUAGAUAACUUGCACAAAGAUCUUUACUUCCUGGACAAUGCACGUCCGAUCGAAGCACAAGAAUUCCUUGAUCGUCGCGAUAAUCUAGCCAAAGCUCUGCAUGUUUCUGGUGUGGACGGUUUCGUCCUCGAGCCAGGCUAUACGUUUCAGUACUAUGCCAAUAUCUCCCAGCCACAAUGGGAGCCGUGGGAGCCGGAAGAGCGACCCUUCUUGAUGAUUAUUCAACCCUCUGUCAAUGACUCUACUGGAAAAGUCAAAGCCAAGACUACCUUUCUCAGCCCACACUUCGAGGAAGGCAGAGUAAGAAUGCUCGGUAUACCUUCCGAUGGUGAACUCGAGAUUAUCGUCUGGGAAGAACAUUGGAAUCCCUACAGCACACUCAAGGAGGGUCUCUUCCCGGACAAGACGGCAACUCUGAUGGUUGACGAGGAAAUUCGAGAUUUUCUCGUGCGUGGGCUUGACGCCAAUGGACUUAAGACGGUUGGCCUUGGUGGCGAAGUAGAGGCUGUGCGACAAACUAAGACACCUGCCGAGGUCGAACUACUGAGAGCUGUCAAUACAGGAACUAUCGAAGGCAUUAGGGCAAUGCGACCAUGUCUGGAGCCUGGGUUGACCGAAAACCAAGUCAUCCAAAUUCUGGACAACACUCUGAAAACCAUUGGGUUCGACCUCUUCUUCGACAUCGUCUUGUUUGACAGCAAUGCAGCGCUUCCACACGGUGGUUUCGCUACUGGCGAUAAGAUUCUUACUCAUGAGACGAUGGUGUUAAUCGAUGCUGGCUAUCACUAUUUGGGUUACUCAUCUGAUGUUUGCCGAAGCUUCUUCAUUGAUCCUCCAAAGAACUCUCUCCUUCGCCAACUGCUGCGUCUACCGACACUAAAGAUUCAAAAUCAGGAGCUUCAUGCCGAGAAAUUGAAGGUCUGGGACAUUGUCUUGCAAGCUCAGACAGAAGCUGGCAAGAUGUUCGUGCCCAACGGGACAGCAGCCAGCGUCGACAUUGCAGCCAGAAAGGUCAUCGACGACGCUGGCUACAAAGGGACAUUCACCCAUCGUCUUGGCCAUGGCAUUGGAAUCAAAGCGCACGAAUCACCUUACCUCAAUAAAGGAAACCAUGAAACUCUGUUGCGUGCGGGGAUGACGUUCACAGCCGAGCCAGGUAUUUACCUUGAGAACAAGUUCGGCGUUAGACAUGAGGACAUCUAUCUUGUCAAGGAAAACGGACACGCUGAAGUGAUCAGUGGGAAGCGUGCCGUUUCGCCUUACGAGCCUUGA